This is a messenger RNA of Miscanthus lutarioriparius, 900 nucleotides long. The record is from the annotation of a GenBank genome assembly. NCBI's taxonomy places the organism in Eukaryota, Viridiplantae, Streptophyta, Magnoliopsida, Poales, Poaceae.
AUGGUGAUGGCGGCGGUGCAGCAGCAGCAGCAGCAGCAGCAGCGCCGGGACGCGGAGGCGGAGCUGAACCUGCCGCCGGGGUUCCGGUUCCACCCGACGGACGAGGAGCUGGUGGCGCACUACCUCUGCGCGCGGGCCGCCGGUCGCCGCCCCCCCGUCUCCAUCAUCGCCGAGGUCGACCUGUACCGCUUCGACCCCUGGGACCUCCCCGAGCGCGCCCUGUUCGGCCGCCGCGAGUGGUACUUCUUCACGCCGCGGGACCGCAAGUACCCCAACGGCUCCCGCCCCAACCGCGCCGCGGGCUCCGGGUACUGGAAGGCCACGGGCGCCGACAAACCCGUGGAGCACAGGGGCAGGACGGUUGGGAUCAAGAAGGCGCUCGUGUUUUACCACGGCAAGCCCCCGCGCGGGGUCAAGACGGAGUGGAUCAUGCACGAGUACCGCCUCGCCGACGCCGGCGCCCGCGCCAAGAAGUCCGGCACCGGCAACGGCACGCUCAGGUUGGAUGACUGGGUGCUGUGCCGCCUGUACAACAAGAAGAACGAGUGGGAGAAGAUGCAGCAGCAGAAGGAGAAGAAGCAGAUGGAAUCGGAGGCGUCGCACUCUCAUGACACGCGGACGCCGGAGUCGGAGAUCGACGACGAGCCGUUCCCGGAGCUGGCCUCGCUGCCGGCGCUCGACGACAUGGUGGGUCCAGCACCAGCGGCCCCUGCCGCCGGCGCCAUCCUGCCCAAGGAGGAGGUGGAGGACUUCGGCGACCUUGGCGGCUACGACUGGCUCGCGGGCAUCAACCUCGACGACCUGCUGAUGCCGGGGGACGCCGACUUCUUUGGCAACCUGCUCGUGUCGCCGAUUGGCCGCCAAGAUGGAGCAGGACGCCGGCUUCCCCAUCUUCUGUGA